UAUAGGUUUGGAACGACAUAAGGGAAAGUAAAUUAAAUCACAAUUUUCAUUUUAGGAUAGACUAACAUUUUAACCCCAGCAACAAUGGAUUUACCCAGAAACCGCUGUCAGCGCAGCAGCAGUAUGAAUGAAGGUCCCAAUAUACGAAAGCCGAAGCUGCCACCACGCAGACCAUCUCUGCUUCAAAGAGGUUCUCCAAAACGAUUCCGUCUACACACAGAGAGGAAAGUUCUUGAUGAAAAUGGAAAAGUCAGAAAAUGGACUUAUAGGAAAAUAGAUGCCAGCAAACCAAACAAAAUCAUUCUGCUGGUGGGAGAGACUGGCGUUGGUAAGACCACCAUCAUCAACACAAUGGUCAACUACUUACUGAAUGUGACGUUUGAGAACGAAAUAUGGAAUGAAAUCACAGAAGAAGAAACCAGAGAUCAAUCAGAAUCACAAACCUCUGAAAUCACCAUGUAUGAGAUCUUUCCUGUGAAGAAUCCCAUGUCUCUCACCAUCAUUGAUACUCCAGGCUACGGAGACACUCGAGGACUGGACAAAGAUCUGGAAGUUGCUGAGAAUUUAGCCACUCUGUUUCAGAGCAAUGAUGGAGUUCGUGAAGUCGACGCCGUCUGCUUCGUGACUCAAGCGUCUAAGAAUCGUCUCUCAGACAGACAGCAUUACAUUAUCAGUUCAAUUCUGUCUUUGUUUGGAAAAGACAUUGUGAACAACAUUGUGUUUUUUAUCACACACUCUGAUGGUCUGCCACCCAAAAACGUCAUCAGCGCCAUUAAAAAAGCUAAAAUCCCCUGCAGACGAGACAAAAAUGGCGAACCUGUUUAUUUCUUAUUCAACAACCGGCAAGCUGAAGAACGUCACACUAAAGAACGUCACAUUCGUGCUCAAAAAGACGCCUGGGAAGACAGUGUAGACGGCAUGAAGUAUUUCCUUCAAUCUCUGAAUGAAAUGAGCAGAAGAAGUUUAGAGCUGACUUCAGAUGUCCUGAUUGAGCGCAUUCGAUUUGAAGCAUCCAUCUGCAACUUACAGCUGCGAGUUCAAGAGAAAGAGAUGAAAAAGGCUGAAAAACUUCAGAUUCAGGAAGCAAUGAUGCAAAACAAGAAAAAGGUUGAGGAAAGUAUAAACUUUACUAUUAAAGUAAAAAAGACAGACAAAAUUAAGGUUCCCAUUGAGAGCAAGUCAUGGAAGCACAGGAAGGCGACGACCUGCACCGUCUGUGAGGAAAACUGCCAUGAGUUUGACUGCUGGUGGGGUUCAAAUCCUAGCAAAUGUGAAGUCAUGAAAAAAGGCUUCUGCACUGUGUGCACAGGGAAGUGUCAUCACAGCAAACACGUCAAAGAAAACAAGAAAUACGCCAUCAGAAACUCCAGCAUGCAGUUGGAAUUUGAUUCCAUAAAAAAGGAAUAUGAAAAAGCCCAAGAACAAACCAAAACAUUUUUAAUUUUAAUGCAACAUCUUGAGAAAGAUCUCAAAGAGAUUGAGGACCAUAAGUCAAAUCUUCUGUCUGAAGCUUACCAGACCAUCAAGCAUCUGUCUCAGAUCGCAUUAAAACCAGACUCUGCCUUCACUCUUCAGCAUCUGGACUUCUUCAUCCCCAGAGUGAGGGAGACUGGGAAAGAAAACUGGGUCCGAGAGCUGGAGGAGAUGAGGAGGAAAGCUGUAGCUGAUGAAGCCAAUAAAGAUGCUCUGAGUUAUCUUAAAGCUGGCCUGACAAAACUUUUCGUGACUGGGAAAUGAUUGAAUCCAGACCUUCUAUAAACCAGAAGAUGCCUGAUGAUUUCAAUCCCUGGGUUAUACCAAAAAAAUAAAAAAUAAAAUUCAGCUAUUUUCCUUUUUGUAAUAUGAAGGUUACAUAAAAAAUGUAUACUUUUCUUAAAAUAUGAAAUUGCACCAUCAGAUUCUGAA
Molecule: messenger RNA, 1905 nt
Organism: Sinocyclocheilus anshuiensis
Lineage: Eukaryota; Metazoa; Chordata; Actinopteri; Cypriniformes; Cyprinidae
Exons: 2
Coding region: 85-1737 (550 amino acids)
Molecular function (GO): GTP binding
Source: RefSeq, a predicted model, not a curated record